AUGGAAGAGAUCGCCAAAGAUCAUAUAAGUUGGUUUGAACAACACGAUACGGCAGAAAAGUUACUCGAAGCGAAAAAGCCAUACCAUUUCAGCAACAUCAAACGCGCCGAUAAUGGCAGGAACACCAAUAACGACACCAAGAGAACACAGUCUUUAACGGAUCGUCGCCGUGGCAGUAGUAGCAGCGAUGGAUCCAUGAGGACAGCCAGCGAAAUGAACGACGUUGACAAUCAGGAUACUGAUCGGGUCCAUUUAGUGCAGGCAUCGCGACACCAUAUCACUACCGCUGCCAACAACAAUAAUAAUAUGCGUAUGAGUAGCAGCUUCCACCGUAACUCGGUGACAACAACGGCAAGCAAAGAAAGCAAUGGAGAAUCGGAUAGUGAUGGCAUGGAUUCGGAUUUAUGUCCAACAAACAUACCUGAGUGGGCGACUAGUCCUGAAUUAAUGGAAAAGUUGAAGUUUCAGAAACCGACAGAUGGUGACAAGGUAUUUGGUGAAAUGGUUCCCAUGGAAAUUUCAGUCAUCUUUGGCAACACCGUCAAGAGCAAGCCAUGA
Zychaea mexicana is the source of this 558-nucleotide messenger RNA. RefSeq lists its product as uncharacterized. The transcript has 4 exons. The record is from RefSeq and is a predicted model, not a curated record. Lineage: Eukaryota; Fungi; Mucoromycota; Mucoromycetes; Mucorales; Lichtheimiaceae. The coding region runs from base 1 to 558 and encodes 185 amino acids.